GUGUAACAAAAAAAAAUAUACCGAUAAGCAACAUUUUAUAAGCCAAAAUAAUAAGGCUUAAAUUCAUUUUAAUUGAGUAUUCAAUUCGUUGAAAGCGCUUUCUGAAUAACUGUCCUCAAAAAUGGUAUCGUUCGAUAUUACUGGAAAAGUUGCACUUAUAACCGGGGGUGCAUCUGGGCUGGGAUACAAGUACGCCCUUGAAUUGUUACGAAAAGGAGCGAAGGGAGUGACUCUAGCAGAUGUUAACGCUGAAGUAGGGCAAAAAGCCAUUGAGGAAAUUGAGAGUGAAUUUGGAAAGGGCAAAGCUGUUUUUGUAGUAACUGAUGUGACGAGUUCUGAACAAUUUGAAGAGGCUUUCAAACAAACAGUGGCUAAUUUUCAAAAUGUCGAUAUAUUGGUCAAUAAUGCAGGUAUACUAAAUGACGGAAUCUGGCAGAAAGAAGUUGAUAUUAACGUGAAUGGCGUAAUCAAUGGAAUUCUCCUCGGUCUAGAAAACUACAUACCCAAACACAAAUCUGGAGAUGAAGGAGUGAUUCUAAACAUAUCCUCCAUCGCUGGUAUUGUACCAUUUGCGUGCUUGCCCGUAUACACGGGAACGAAAUUUGCCGUGCACGGUAUGACUUUGGCGUGGGGUCUUCCGGCUCAUUACGAAAGGACUAAAGUAAGAGUGAUAGCCGUGGGCCCAGGCGUAACUCAGACACCAUUGAUUACGGACAUGAAAAAUAAGAACUUGUCUUCGGAGUACGAGAAAAUACGCGAAGUAGAAGUUUCGCAAGCUGUUCCUCAAACAACCGAUCAAAUUGCUCCACAUGUUAUGAGGAUAAUUGAAAAAGCUCCACCAGGUACCUUGUGGAUAGUUGAGGGAGGCGAGAAACCUUACCAGUACGUUAUGCCUGAUCGUCACAUGCUUGAAAAUAAGAUUUAUCUCGAUUAAAUUUGUUUAAAAUACAGUUAUUUAACUUACUAUAAAUAUGUAAUUUAGAAACUGUUUAUUCAAAAUAAUUUAAAAUAUUUAAACCGUAAACUUGAAAAGGGUUUGCUAUAUAAAGAAUUUAUGGCUGGGCUAUUGUAAUAAAAAUAGUAAUUAUAUUCUGGUAUAGACAGAGUAACUUUAACAAAUUUUACUUAUUGUUGGUAUAAAAUAAAAUGAAGUUAACAUAUUAUUGAAUUUCAAUAAAAUCUUUUGCAGUUGGAAUGCAAUAUGUGAUGCGAAAAGGAAACA
This is a messenger RNA of Ceutorhynchus assimilis (cabbage seed weevil), 1222 nucleotides long. Lineage: Eukaryota; Metazoa; Arthropoda; Insecta; Coleoptera; Curculionidae. The record is from the annotation of a GenBank genome assembly.